AUGUUUUGGGCCUUGUUUCGGAGCUGGGCAAAGAUUAUACUGCAUCGCUGCGGUAAGAAGUGCUGCAUUGAGCCUCUGGGGCCUCACUGCGACACCAGGCUUUCCUCGCAAUCAAACUUGACUCCUGCACUGUCAUUCACCAGUUCUCAUUGCACGGUCAACAUGUUAAAAGAUUCUCCACCUAACCGAGCCGCGAUUCGAAGCGUGAUUUUCGCGCUACAGUCCUACGCGCCUUUCUGCGUCGGCUACGCAGUCUGGAGCCAUCUCGCACAACGCUAUCCUCUUCUCGGUCUUGGAUACGAAUGCUUUCUCUACAACAAACUUCUCUGGUACUUCUGCGCUCCGGAAGCCGCGUUUUACUUGUUCUUCGUCUUCUACCAGCAUUACAUUCAGCGCGAAGCAAUCCAUCCGCUUAUGCGCACGCAAGAUGAGAGAUUGGCGCUUUUCAAUAAAGUGCGCAGCGAGAUUUUGGAUCCGGGGAGUUUCCUCUCGGGCUGGUUCCGAGGGGCGGAUCCGAAAGAAAUUGGGCGCGAGGAGUUGAAGAGAUUUGUGGAUUGGGCGUUUUGGGAGGGAAGAGCGGGGCAGGGAGAGAAGAAUAGGGAUAAGAGGGAGAUUGAAGAGUAUAUUCGGAAAAUCGAGAUCAUGAUGCCUGAGCCGUUUCAAGAAGGGAAGGGCAAGAUGCAGAGUUUGAGAUUGACUCUUGAUCCCAUCAUUAUAGAGGCGAGGUCUUUGUUUUGGUAUGGACUUAUGGGUCUCGUGGAUACUAUAGCCUUGAUCUUGCUCACGGCGAAGGGAUUCGAGUUUUAUAGAAGAAGUGUCCUCGGCACGCUGGCUGUCUUCCCUCCACGACCGGCGGCAUUCUUCACGCGCCACGCUUCUUGUGCUCCCAAUUACAGCUAUUUCCAUCGCAAGCAUACAUCAAAGACGCGGCUUCCGAUUCUCUACAUUCAUGGGAUUGGGAUCGGUAUCUUGCCUUCUAUACGAUUUCUGUCGGAUUUGGAUCACGCUCUCAAUGAUGGUCGGCCAGAAGACGAUCAUGUUGGCAUCAUUGCGCCUGAGAUACUCCAGAUCUCCUCACGACUGACUACUGCCAUCCCAACUCGCAAGCAGUUCUUAUCCGAGCUGACGACGAUCCUCGACCACCACUUCGGGCCUGGCCGCUUCGUUCUCGCAGCACAUUCCUACGGCACCAUCUUAGCCACGCACAUGCUCAACGACACAACUCUAUCCCGCCGCAUCUCCGGCUGUCUCCUCGCCGACCCAAUCUCCAUGCUCCUCCACAUGCCCGACGUAGCCUACAACUUCACCAUCCGCCACCCGGUGCGCGCCAACGAAUGGAUGCUAUGGUACUUCGCAUCCAAAGACCCUCAGAUCGCACACACCAUCGGCCGUCACUUCUUCUGGAGCGAGAACAUUUUAUGGAGAGAUCAAAUCGAACAUUUGGUCGUCAAUCAUGGCAUGCGUCUCACGGCGUCCCUGGCUUCGGAGGAUUUGAUCGUGAAUGCGAAGGCUGUAAAAGCUUAUCUUACGGAGAAAGAGAUUCCGAAUCCCGUCGUGGUGGAGAAUGGGAAUGGUCAGAUGGAAAUGCAGUUGCACGAUACUCCGCUACGACGCUAUAUGCCUUGGAAAGGCAAAGGUGUUGAUGUCCUUUGGUUUGAGGGGUAUGAUCAUGCGGAAGUUUUCGAUGCGGGGGAGGAUCGGACGAUGCUAGUUAAUGUUUUAGUGGAAUAUGCGGAAUGGAUAGAUGAUAGAUGGGGUAACCAAGUACCAGCACUCUUUUCAGUAGCGACUGCGAGGUAUGUUGGGUGGAUGAAGGCGGUUCUUUGGUGCUGGGCUGAUGUUGAUAUAGGCUGGAAUCAUUAUACGGACAGAAUGCAACGCCCUCGUCGUCGCUGGACCGUUCCUGAAUGCCUUUUCAGCCCCUACUCCUGGUCCCUAUACAGCGUCUUCACACAUCGGAGUGGAAUUAUAUGCCUACGGUCCGCGGCGCUUAGUCAUCUGAAAUCCAGGAUUGAGGAAUGGAGCGCUUUCACUCCGAUGCGACCAGAGGCUGUAUGGUACCGAUGGUAUAGAGCCCGCCGGCUCUUAGGAUGGUAUAGCCUUAAUGUAAACGGUAAAGAGGCCAAUAAGCUCAGUGGCACAGUAUCCAGAAAGACAACAUUCGAACGGACCGUGCCCACCUAA
Messenger RNA from Pseudocercospora fijiensis CIRAD86, 2184 nucleotides. RefSeq lists its product as uncharacterized. The coding region runs from base 1 to 2184 and encodes 727 amino acids. The record is from RefSeq and is a predicted model, not a curated record. The transcript has 6 exons. NCBI's taxonomy places the organism in Eukaryota, Fungi, Ascomycota, Dothideomycetes, Mycosphaerellales, Mycosphaerellaceae.